Ylistrum balloti is the source of this 813-nucleotide messenger RNA. RefSeq lists its product as uncharacterized. NCBI's taxonomy places the organism in Eukaryota, Metazoa, Mollusca, Bivalvia, Pectinida, Pectinidae. The record is from RefSeq and is a predicted model, not a curated record. The transcript has 3 exons. Bases 1 to 813 code for a protein of 270 amino acids.
AUGUCGUGUGGUAACCCACCAGGAAUUGCAAAUGGCAAGGUCAAUGCACAGACUUCCUACUCAGUAGGAUCGGCAGUACAGUAUACCUGUAACGCAGCGUACACCAUGACCGGAAGUUCAACCCUAAACUGUGUGGCGGCACCGACACCAUCCGGACCCAGUAAUCCCCCUUACAUUUGGCAGGGCACGUACCCUGUAUGUACACUCGAGUUCCUGGAGACAGCCUGGUUUUGGUUGCUGAUCGGUAUACUUGGACUAAUAACUCUGGGCCUGAUGAGUUGUCUUAUCUGGUUCUGUAUCCGAUACUGCUGCAACAACUGUAGAGGCCGAAGAAAGGUAGGAGACGUUGAAAAUGUUGAGGAGAGAGGCAGUUUGUGCAGCAGACUGUGUUGCGGCUGUUGUUUCUACUGUAUGCGAACGCCAGAAGAUACAAAAGAUGGCUGCUGUGACUACUUUGGCUGUUGUGGAUACGCUGGAUGUUGUUCUUGUUGUUGCUGGUGCUGCAGAUGCUGCCGAGAAAUUGUGGAACCGGAAAGAAUAGUGCGCAUGCGUAAAGGUAAACAAAAACACCGUCCGAUAUUUUCAAUGAAGAGGCAAAAAUCUAUUAAAGAUAAGAAUAAAAAGAAGAAAAUAGCGAUGAUAAAGUUAAACAGCCAGCGACAAUUUGUGAAGAGCACCAUGUUACCAACCACUCAGAUGGUACGAUCGAUGAUACAGGACGAUCCGAACCUGUUUAGGAAGGUAGCCAAAAAACUUCCGGUAUGGAUGCCUCACACGCACUCGAUAAGGGACAUCAACACAAGUACUAAGUAG